AUGUACUACUUAACAGCCAAUUACUUAACUCUGCCGACAGCUGUGAUGAAAUCAUCAUGGAUAACCAACCUUCAACUGGUGUCAGGAAGUCAUCAACCCAAGAAAUCCAUGCUAUAUCCAGGUUUGAAGCCAGAUGGACAAAGAUCACAGAAAGUGGAAGAUAAUGAUGACACUGACCUCUUGAUACGUUCAGAGGGUAGCCUUGUGGAUGGCCCCGGAGCAGGCCAGAUGGAACAGGACAGAACCAACCAUGUUGACGGCAAUAGAUUGAGUCCGUUUCUAAUACCGCAAUCUUCUCACGUUUGCCAGGCAGAGCCUUCUGCGGUGAAGCUACAGAAUGGAAGUCCAGCAGCAGAGAGGCCUGAAGUUGAAGUAAAUGGAGACCACAAGCGGCUAUUCAUUAAAAGCAACUAUGGAGUGCCCCACCUGAAGGAAAGUCCAAACAGCCGCUUUAGCCCCGACCUUUUACAAGAAAAGAAAGUAUAUUCCAAAUAUAUGCAAAAUGGUGGGAUAAAACGCACUUUUAGUGAGCCCUCUCUGUAUGGACUUCAUGAGAGCAAGAAAGCGAAACAAGACAAAGAGGUAAACGGAGAAAAAGCUGAGCCAGAGGAUAAGAAUGAAAAGCCAAGUGUCUCCAAUUGUUACAGUGAGAAGAAACCUGAGAGUUUUACAGAACAAGAAAAUGAGGUUUCAGAUUUGAGGCAGUCUACAAGGUGCAACAGUGGUGGUUCAGAAAACCCUCAUGACCUCCUGAUUCAGGAUGAGCCGGAGUGGGAAAACAUUCAUUGCCACAACAGGGACAUUGUCUUACUACUUAAGAACAAGGCAGUGCCAAUGCCUAAUGGUGCUACAGUUUCUGCCUCUUCCAUGGAAAGCAUGCAUGGUGAACUCCUGGAGAAAACACUGUCUCAAUAUUAUCCAGAACAUGUUUCCAUAGCAAUGCAGAACACAUCUCAUAUCAAUGCCAUUACCAGUCAGGCUACUAAUGAGUUGUCCUAUGAGACAACGCAUUCAUCCCAUACCUCAGGGCAGAUCACUUCCCCACAGACCUCAAACUCUGAGCUGCCUCAAGUGCCAGCUGUAGUGGUUACUGAGGUCUACAACGCAGAAGACUCCAGUAAACCACCUGUAUUGCCAGGUAGCUGUUCGCUUCAGAAACCAGAACUACAGCUACAGCAGCAGAUUCCAGGCUAUGAUCCACACCAGUUACCCGUAGGAAACAGUACUGUUCGUGGAAGCGUAGGGCAGGUUCCCAACCAAGACCUCUCUCUAAGUUCCAGCAGUAACCUGCAAGCUCAGAGCGCCACUCUGGAAAGGUUUUCUGAGCAAGCAGAAAAAAAUGGUGCUUUCUUUAAACAGAACUCAAUGUUUCACAAAGAUUCCUCCACUCCUCCUGCUCCGGAAAUGAACAGUGCACUGUCUGUCGUGGUGCGAGAAGGACCCCAUUCCUACGACAACAGAUGUGAUGAAACUCUUCCUGGGGAGAUAAAGAAUGAAGGGCAACAGCAGGGACCAACAUCAGAAAGUCCCAGCCUCAGCCAGCAACUUCACCCUCAGCAGAAACUUCCGCAGCAGGCACAAACGCCACAACAAGAUGCCAGUGAAAGCAACUCGCAAGCUGCUGUGGCCGCCUCGAUUCAGCAGCGCCCGGAAGAAAUGACGCCGGCGUCGGAGCCUCCCCCGCAAAACCUGCAAGUGCGCGGAAGCGAGAGUGAAUUGCAGCAACACUAUCAGCAUUUCCCAGGACAGGGAGAAUCCGAGAUUCCUCCCAACAAAGAAAAGGACCAAGUGAAAGAGCCUGUGCAACAGGCUCAACGUUAUUCAAAACCAGCCUGGAUAGAACUGGUUUCCACCCAGUUCCGCCAAGGAGAGCCUCCCCAAAAGCCCAGCGAAGCGUUACUGCGAUCAAUUCUUCAGUUCCAGGCAAAAACAGCCAAAACAGCCUAUACAAAACAGUAUGCUGGAAGUCCUGAUGCAUUAAAGGGGCCUUUGGGACAGCCCCAGAGCCAGAAGAUAAUGCAACAGGAACAAAUUCCUCCACUGUACAAAAGCGAGACCUCCCAGCUGCAGCCGCGUCCCACAGCUGACCAGCAGCUGCUGUUCCAGAAACACUCACCGCAGCCACAUCUCAUGAAGAUGGAUUCCCUACUGGAGUCCCAAGUGCAGCAACACCCUCCGCAGCAGCUCCAUUUCCAGCAGAGACCAGAACAACAAGCCAAACAGCUUCUAGGGGCCCCGUUGAAACAGCAGCACUUGAAUCCCCAGCCAGGGGAAAACGAGCAAUUCCCGAAUUCACACAUUUUGCACCAGAUGCUUCAGAAACAGACACAGCAGGUGCAACUGCCGUGCAGUCCGCAGCUAACCCCAAACCAGCAACAGGCUCUGCAAAUGAAAAAUAAAGACCUGCCCCAAAACAUUUCCCACUCUCAAAGCAAUGCUGAGCAGCUGCUAGGCAGGACAUCCUUCAAUCACCUUAAAGUAGAUGAAUGUUUUCAAACUGGGAAUAAGUACAUGAAACCAACUGCAUUCCCAGUGCGUAACCCCCAGCCGGGCCUAGAGCAGGUACAGAGCGUGAACAGCAAAGCUCCCCUUUACGCUCAGAAAGCAAGUGCUGGUCUGCAGCAUCCCUGCCCAAACAACGCGCACUUGAUUUCUGAGAAGAAAGAAAACGCCGCCAACGUUGAACGCUUUGGAGCCAGCAAAAUGCAGGACUUGCAGCACGCACAGUAUUUUUCAAAUAACCUGACCGCAAAGCAAGAUGUGAAUCACUGUUUUCAGGAACAAGAGCAACAGACAAAACAAGCCUCAGUUAUACAGCUACCGCCACUCCAGCAAACACAAUGCUACGGUGGUAGCCUGAACCAAGAUCUCCCAAGCCAACAAGCCACGCAGAUUCCUCAGCGGUACUUACCACAGAGCCAGCAAACUGCCCCACACUCCCAAGACCAGAGAGGCUGUCAUUUGCAGUCCCAGACCCCUAAGGAUUUCCAAAAGCAUGCUGCUCUAAGGUGGCAUCUCUUGCAAAAGCAGGAGCAACAAGCAUACCAGCAACCCAAACCCGAGAUUGGUCCCAGUGCAGCGCGCAAGCCUAUAAAAAUUGAGGCUGGCACAAAGUCUAAUGUCUGCAUGCGUCCCUCAGCUGGGCAGCUGGAAAACAAAAUGUGGAAAAAAACAAUUAAACAAGAGAAUCAGCACUUUGGCUGCGAGAACAUGCAACAAAAGAGCAUCAUCGAGACAAUGGAACAGCAGCUGAAACAGAUACAGGUCAAAUCACUGUUUGAUCACAAGACUUUUAUUAUCAAAUCACCUAAACAUGUGAAGGUUGAAACAGCAGGCCCUAUUACCAUCCUAACAAGAAAUACCGGUGCUGCAGAUUUUGACACUCAGACCCCAAUCUUAGAUCAGCAAGCAAAUGUGUCUGCUGAGAAAACCCCGACCAAAAGAACAGCUGGAACUGUUCUCAAUAAUUUUUUAGACUCACCUUCCAAGUUAUUAGAUACUCCUGUAAAAAAUUUAUUGGACACACCUGCCAAAACCCAGUAUGAUUUCCCUUCUUGCAGCUGUGUUGAGCAAAUUAUUGAAAAAGAUGAAGGUCCUUUCUAUACCCAUCUAGGAGCCGGUCCUAAUGUGGCAGCUAUUAGAGAGAUCAUGGAAGAAAGAUUUGGACAGAAGGGUAAAGCUAUAAGGAUUGAGAGGGUUGUCUACACUGGGAAAGAAGGCAAAAGUUCUCAAGGAUGUCCAAUUGCUAAAUGGGUAGUCCGCAGAAGCAGUCAGGAGGAAAAGCUACUCUGCUUGGUGCGUGAACGAGCAGGCCACACGUGUGAGACGGCCGUGAUUGUGAUUCUCAUCCUGGUCUGGGAGGGAAUCCCAACAAGCCUGGCUGACAAGCUCUACUCCGAACUCACCGACACCCUGAGAAAGUACGGCACGCUCACGAACCGGCGCUGCGCCCUGAAUGAAGAACGGACUUGCGCAUGUCAAGGGCUGGACCCUGAAACUUGUGGUGCUUCAUUUUCCUUUGGUUGCUCCUGGAGCAUGUACUACAAUGGUUGUAAGUUUGCCAGAAGCAAGAUUCCAAGAAAGUUUAAGCUGAUGGGGGAUGACCCAAAAGAGGAAGAAAAACUAGAAUCCAAUUUGCAGAACCUGUCAACCCUGAUGGCACCUACCUACAAGAAGCUUGCACCUGAUGCAUAUAACAACCAGAUCGAGUAUGAACACAGAGCACCCGAGUGUCGCCUGGGUUUAAAAGAAGGUCGCCCAUUCUCAGGGGUCACUGCCUGCCUGGAUUUCUGUGCUCAUGCUCACAGAGACUUGCACAACAUGCAGAACGGGAGUACACUGGUUUGCACACUAACUAGAGAAGACAAUCGUGAAAUUGGCCAAACACCAGAAGAUGAGCAGCUCCACGUGCUCCCGUUAUACAAAGUCUCUGACGUGGAUGAGUUUGGAAGCACUGAGGGCCAGGAGGAGAAGAAGAGGAAUGGCAGCAUCCAGGUCCUUACCUCCUUUCGCCGGAAAGUAAGGAUGUUAGCAGAGCCUGUCAAGACGUGUCGGCAAAGGAAGCUAGAAGCAAAGAAAGCAGCUGCAGAAAAGCUUUCCUCCUUGGAGAAUGGGUCUAGCAAAGCUGAAAGAGAGAAGUCUGCUGCAGCACGCAACAAGCAAGGCAGCUCUGAGGCGGCAGGUCAUGCGAAGCAGCUAGCAGAUCUUUUACGUCUUUCAGGACCAGCCACACAACAGCAGCAGCAGCAUCCACAGCGCACUCUCCCAAACAACCUUCAGUCAAAUCCCAUUAACUCUUACUCGGGUUCAGGUUCUGCAAAUCUCUAUGUAAGGUUGCCUAAUCCAGCCAAUGCUUAUCCAAGCUCUUCAUACACUUCAGAUCCUUAUGGAGGGUCCAGUCCCAUGAACCUCUAUACAACCUCAUCACAGCCUACGGGGUCUUAUUUGAAUUCUUCCAGUCCCAUGCACCCUUAUUCAGGAUCAUUGAGUCAAAAUAACCAAUAUCCACCCUACCAAUGCAAUGGAAAUAUACCUAUGGACAACUGCCCCUCUUACUUGGGCUCCUACCCUUCCCAGCAUCAGCACGUGGACUUGUAUAGUUGCCAGAGCCAAGACCAUAUGUCUAAACUAAGUCUACCACCCAUUCAGACAUUAUACCAGCAUAGGUUUGGGAAUAACCAGAGUUUUGGUCCCAAGUACUUGAAUUACGGAAACCAAAAUAUGCAGGUAGACUCCUUCAGUAAUUGCACCAUUAGACCAAAUGUCCACCACGUAGGGUCUUUUUCCUCUUACUCCACCCAUGAGGCUGACGGCCAUUUUAUGGAGGUUGCCUCAAGGUUAAAAUCUAACCUGAGUAAUUCGAGCAUGGAUUAUGCCUCCAUGAGUAAAACCAGUGAACAUCACCACGUGCAACCCCCUCCACAUUUAGCACACAACUACCAUUCUGCUUCAAGUAUGUUUAGUGGUCCUCCUAAUUCACUGCAUCUCCAAAAUAAGGAUAGUGAAAUGAUUUCACAUGCAGUUAAUGGUUUGUCUAACAUGCUUCCAGGUCAAAACCAUGAUAGGACUACUCCCCAGGGUGGUUUAGAUAAAGCUGAUGUGCUGAAUCCAGAAAAAGCAGAGGAUCCCGAUGAAGUCUGGUCAGAUAGUGAGCAGAGCUUUCUGGAUCCAGAAAUUGGAGGAGUGGCAGUUGCUCCAUCUCAUGGGUCAAUUCUUAUAGAGUGUGCAAAACGUGAGCUCCACGCAACGACUCCCUUAAAAAAUCCCAACAGGAACCAUCCCACCAGAAUAUCCCUGGUCUUUUACCAGCACAAGAGUAUGAAUGAGCCAAAACAUGGUCUAGCUUUGUGGGAGGCAAAGAUGGCUGAGAAGGCGAGAGAGAAAGAAGAGGAAUGUGAAAAGUACGGUCCAGACUACGUGCCUCAGAAGUCUUACGGCAAAAAAGCAAAGCGGGAGCCUGUUGAGCCACACGAACCCUCAGAGCCAACAUACGUGCGCUUCAUCAAGUCUCUUGCACAAAGGACACUGUCGGUCACCACAGACUCCACAGUAACUACAUCUCCAUAUGCCUUUACACGGGUUACAGGGCCUUACAACCGAUAUAUCUAACUUCACACCUUUGUUGUUACCUCAUUUGAAAAAACACCUUGUCAGUAGGGUAGUUCUUCUUUAGGUUUUGGGGAAGGCAAGGGUGGAGAAGAAAACAGUGUUUUUACAAAACUCAUCAGUGGAAAAAGCCUCAGCACACCAGCAAAAGAGGUAAAUCUCACUAGAGCACUUAUUUUCCACUGAUUUUUUUUAAGUGGUCACAGAUGGCACGUAGGAAACAAGACCAAAGCAUCCUAUGCAAAAACAAAAACAAAAAAGUGUUUCACAAUUUACAUUUGAAAACACUGGCUCCAUUACUGAAAGAGAGAAUCUGCAAAUGGAUUUUUUUUUUUCUUACAGUUUUGCACAUCUGUGGCCACUUUUAGUGUCAUCAAGUUCGCAUAGUCAUGGAACAGGAGCAAAAAAACCCUAAAAAAAAUAAUACUGUAGUAUUACAACUGCAGGAAUCUUAAAAUAACAUCUGGUGCUGAAUCUAUGAUGUACUGAAAUACUGGAAUUAUGGCUUUUUAACAUGCAGUUUUUACUGUAAUCUUAUUAGUCUUGAUUUUAUUUAACAAAGUAGAUAAGUAUAAAACAUAAUGAAUAGACAGCAAAACACUGAAUUUGUUUGGAUAUUCUAAAACCAUGGUGCUAUCUAAGAGAAUGGUGUCUUUAUUUUAACAGUCGAACAGUUAAUGCCUUUAUAACAAAAUGUCGAUGUAGUCAAAUGUUCUUCAUCAACAGGGAGGACCUUUUCAUUCAUGUGUGUAUUGAAUUUACCUGGUGUUAAAAUAAGCUUACUUUUUAACGUAUGGGAAUUAAAAAGACCUCUGGAUUUUGCUUAUCCAGUCAAGUCCUAGAAAAGGACAAUAAAAUAUAUAGAGAGAUAUUUUUUUUUAAAUAGUGUUUCAAAAGCACUUUGUCUACCUAAGCUUGGCAACUUGAACAAUGCUAAGGUACUAAGACAUUAAAAAAAAAAAA
Messenger RNA from Antrostomus carolinensis (chuck-will's-widow), 7068 nucleotides. It is a transcript of the gene TET2, whose product is annotated as tet methylcytosine dioxygenase 2. The transcript has 10 exons. Gene Ontology annotation, cellular component: nucleus. Gene Ontology annotation, molecular function: DNA 5-methylcytosine dioxygenase activity. Gene Ontology annotation, biological process: chromosomal 5-methylcytosine DNA demethylation, oxidation pathway; positive regulation of transcription by RNA polymerase II; myeloid cell differentiation. NCBI's taxonomy places the organism in Eukaryota, Metazoa, Chordata, Aves, Caprimulgiformes, Caprimulgidae. The coding region runs from base 1 to 6108 and encodes 2035 amino acids. The record is from RefSeq and is a predicted model, not a curated record.